Molecule: messenger RNA, 1509 nt
Organism: Chlorella variabilis
Lineage: Eukaryota; Viridiplantae; Chlorophyta; Trebouxiophyceae; Chlorellales; Chlorellaceae
Exons: 8
Coding region: 1-1509 (502 amino acids)
Molecular function (GO): 2-oxoglutarate-dependent dioxygenase activity
Source: RefSeq, a predicted model, not a curated record
AUGCGUGGCGGGUUGUUGACCUCUCCCGGCGGCGUUUACAUCACGAUUGACAUACUUCUGGCGACCGCGUGCAAGGGGCUGCCAGCAGCGCCUGAGGAGCCGGUGGGCGCGGUAGCAGAGUUGGACAUCGGCUCCACGGUGGACCGCCAUCAGAAGCUGCCCGUGGUGCAGUUUUUGCGGGACUAUGUGGCCGCCAACAAGCCGGUGGUGCUCACAAGCGUGGUCAGCCACUGGCCGGCGUACUCCAACUGGACAGAUGACUACUUAUGCUCUAUGGCCGGUGACACAGAGGUGACAGUGGCGCUGACGCCCAAUGGCCGCGCCGACGCGGUGACGCGGCUGCCGGGCGCAGCCAACGGCGCCAGCAGCCCCGCCAGCGGCAGCGAUAGCAGCAGCGGCAGCCCCGCGCCGCCGGGCAGCGAGGACGGCCCGCGCGGCGCAGGGGAGGAGGCAGCAGAGGCGGCGCGGGCUGGGCUGCCGGGCACGCCCGGGCAGUGCUUUGCACUGCCGCACCAAGUAAAGAUGCCUCUGCGGGACUUCCUGGCUCUGCUGCGCUCCAGCAAGCAGCAGAAGGCAGCGGCGGCGGCCGACGGCGGCGUGGCGGCCAACGGCAGCGGCGAGGCAGCUGCCCCGCAGCUGCCUCCCUCUGUGGUGCCGUACCUGCAGUACCAGAACAGCAGCCUGACGGCAGAGGUGCCUCAGCUGCUGGGGGACAUCGACCUGCUGCUCAGCUGGGCCACCCAGGCCUUUGGCGGCCUGCCAGAGGCGGUAAACCUGUGGAUAGGCGACGAGCGCAGCAUCACCAGCUGGCACAAGGACCCCUUUGAGAACAUCUACGCAGGCAUGCCUGCCGCCUGCCUGCUGGCAGGCAGCAAGACGUUCACGCUGCUGCCGCCGGCGGAUGCCUUCCGCAUGCGCAUGAAGCGAUACCCGCAGGCCACCUACAAGCCUGCCGCCGCCGCCGCCGCCGCCCGCCCCGGCUUCGCCUCCGCCAGCAGCGACAGCAUCAGCGACGGCGUGGAGGCGGUACUGAGCGGUACCGUAGCGCUGGAACCUGUGCUGGACGAGCCGGGCGAGGAGGUGCUGUGGUCCUCUGUGGUGCCCGCGGCCGACGCGGCGGCCCUGGCGGCAGCGGCGGGCGGUGGCGGCGGCAGUGGCGUACCCGGCGCAGCGCCCCUGCAGGGGCGGGACCUCUUCUCAGACCCCUCGCUGCCGCCUCCUAUCACCGUGACAGUCAAAGCCGGGGAGGCGCUGUACCUUCCAGCUAUGUGGUGGCAUCAGGUGGAGCAGAAGCCGGAUGCCGCGGGGCGCGCCAUCGCAGUCAACUACUGGUACGACAUGAAGUUCGAUGCCCGCCAGGCCUACCUGCUGGCGGUGGAGCGGCUGGCCACGCUGCUGGGGCUGAAUGAGGAGCCACCGCCGCCGCCGCCGCCGGGCUCCGUGGCGAGCGAUCACGGCCACGAGCACCCGCAGCUGCGGCCGCCCUACCACCAGCGCGCCGCGGGGUGA